AUGUGGCGGCACAUGAGAUUCUGUGUGGGAGGUCUCUGCGAGACACCAAUGUGGCCAAGAUUGAGGACCUAUUCCGCAGCAUCAUGCGUGAUCCAUGAUGAAGAUCAUUGUGCAUGGUCGGCCAACGUCGCCACGUUUGUCUGGCAGGGGGAUGACCUGAAGAUCUUCAUGGGCUUGCUAGCUGAUCUCUUCCCCGGGGUAGAGGCAGACGUUCCCCGGGCGCGGGAUCACAGCUUCGAGAAGCUCUGUGUGGAGGUGAUGGAAUCUGACUUCGGCUUCACGAACGACCCCGAUGGGUAUCUGCUUCUGAAGAUCUCACAGCUCAUCGAACUCUUGGAGAUCCGGCACUCUGUCUUCUUGAUGGGCAAUCCGGGCAGUUUCAAGUCAUUCCUCUGGAAGGUCUUGAAGAACGCGAAGACCAAGCACGGGGAGAAGACCACUGUCGUGGACUUCAGCCCGAAAGCCAUCACUACAAACGAACUCUAUGGAAGCGUCAACAUGUACACCCGCGAGUGGAAAGAUGGCAUUCUCUCGAAGACGAUGCGCGACUUGGGGCUGAUUCCAGACACCCACCCAAAGUGGAUCAUGCUGGAUGGUGACCUCGAUGCCAACUGGAUCGAAUCCAUGAACAGUGUCAUGGAUGACAGCAGGCUGCUGACUCUUCCAUCCAACGAGCGAAUUCCACUGAAGAUGCACAUGAAGAUGAUUUUCGAGAUCCGCGACCUGAAUUAUGCAACCCCCGCUACGGCAACCAGAGCCGGCAUUGUGUGCAUGUCGGACAAAGAGGGCGUCCAGUGGCAAUGCUAUGUGCAGUCUUGGAUCAAGAAGUGCACGUAUCCAGAACCCUUCAAGGAACAGCUUGCAAUGCUCUUCGACAAGUACUGCUCCCCAACGCUCACGUGGAUACGGAAAUCUACCAAGAUCCAGGUUCCCUAUGUGGAGGUCGCGCUGAUCUCCUCGCUUUGCAGCCUCCUGGAUGCCCGCCUGCCAUCUCACAACUUGGAGGCCGUAGAAGCCUGGUUCGUCUUCUGCAUCAUCUUUGCGACCGGGAGUAGCCUCGCCGAAGUGGAUGGAGUUGACUACCGAAAAGCUUUCAGCAACUGGUGGAAGAAUGAAAUGAAGACCAUCAAGUACCCGACCAAGGGGUUGGUGUUUGACCUAUAUGUCCGUGAUUCAAGGUUAGAGGAAUGGAGCACUCUCGUCGAGCCUCUCCAGUACAGAAGCACAACACCAAUGGGAGAGAUCACCGUGCCGACCACCGAAACGGUCUGCCUUGACUACUUCAUGAAGGCCUUGAUCGAGGUCAGUCAUCCUGUGAUGCUCAUCGGCCUGGCUGGUUGUGGCAAGACGCAGUCCUGCACGGGUCUUCUGAAGAGGCUGGACCAUGAGGUGUUUAUGGGCUACAAGAUGAAUAUGAGCUAUUACACAGACUCCACCAUGCUCCAGACGAUGAUGGAGAUCCCACUGGAGAAGAAGGCGGGCAAGCUCUACGCUCCCCCGGGCAAGCUUCAAAUGAUCUACUUCAUUGAUGAUUUGAACAUGCCAGCAUUGGACAAAUACAACACCCAGUCUGCCAUCGAGUUGAUCAAGCAAAAGCAGGACUACAACCACUGGUACGAUCGGGUAAAGAUCCAAGUCAAGGACAUCGGUGGCACCCAGUACCUUUGCUGCAUGAACCCGACUGCGGGAUCCUUCACUGUGAAUCCGCGGCUGCAGCGGCAUUUCUGGACCAGCUCAGUCCAAUUUCCAGAACAGAAUGCCUUGAACUUGAUCUACUCGACCUUCAUGAAAGGCCACUUCGAUACGCUGUCAUUCAAGGUGCCAGUGCAAGAGAUUUCCAAUUGGGUCAUCAAAGCAGCCCUCAGCUUCCACACCCAGGUAAGCGCCAACUUCAGAAAGACUGCGCAGAACAUGCACUACGAGUUCAAUAUCCGGCACAUGAGCGGCGUCUUUUCUGGGCUGCUCAAGGCGAAGCCAAGCGAGUUCAUGGAUGCAGAGAAGCUUGUUCUGUUGUGGAUUCACGAAAGCGAAAGAAUCUACGGCGACCGCUUGGUGUGCAUGGCCGACCUGAAGAAGCUGCGACAGCUCACGGAAAAGAUCGCCAAGCAGAUGUUCUCGAAACACAAUCUGCAGAAGUACUUCCAGGAGAAGAAUCCGGAGCCCAUCAUCUUUGCACCCUUCUCCAAGGGGCACCACAACAUGGAAGACGGCGGCGUCUAUGACAAGAUCAAGGACAUGGAGCGCCUGUCGCAGAUUCUUCAGGAGGCCAUGAAAGACUACGACGCCACCUUCCCCUCCAUGGAUCUAGUCUUGUUCGAGGACGCCAUGAAGCACGUGGCCCGCAUCAGCCGUAUCAUCUCCAGCCCCUCGGGCCAUCCGUUGCUGGUGGGCGUCGGUGGCAGCGGACGGCAGAGCCUGAGUAGGCUGAGUGCGUUCAUCUGUCAGGCUCUGACGCACAUGAUUGUCAUCACCAGCUCCUACGGCCUGAACGACCUGAAAACCGACCUUCAGUACAUGUACAAGAGGGCGGGUGAAAAAGACGAGGGGGUCAUGUUCCUCUUCACAGACAACCAGAUUGCGGACGAGAGGUUCUUCGUGUUCUUCAAUGACUUGCUCUCAUCCGGGGAGAUCACAGACUUGUAUCCCAGCGAGGACUACAAAUAG
This is a messenger RNA of Symbiodinium sp. CCMP2592, 2664 nucleotides long. The record is from the annotation of a GenBank genome assembly. NCBI's taxonomy places the organism in Eukaryota, Dinophyceae, Suessiales, Symbiodiniaceae.